UUGUCCUCAUCCUCGCAGCAAUUUCACGUGCUGACAUGAAUGGAGGAAUGAAGACAAAGCGAGCCUAUGGUUUGGGAUACGGAUACGGAGCCUACGCCCACGCACCAGUUUACGCAGCUCACGCACCUGUAAUUGCAGCACAUGCACCUGUAGUCGCUGCACAUGCACCUGUUGUUCAUCACGCGGUAGCUGCAGCUCCAGUAGCUUAUCAUGCUCCUGUUGCUAAAUACGCCGCUACAUCCUAUGUUGCUUCGUCAAUCAACCACACUCCCCUCCUUGCAGCCGCCCAUGCACCCGUGAUUACUCAUGCCGCUCCCGUUGUUGCUCACGCAGCCCCUGUUGUUGCUCAUGCAGCUCCCGUAGUUGCCCACACGUCCAUUUACCAUCACGAUCCGUACCUCCCAGCUCUCCAUAAUCCCCUUCCGUAUUACUACCAUCGUCGCUAAAUAAUUAAUCUCACCCUAAAGAGACUUCCAGCGCGCAUCUUGAGGAACAUGCAACAUCUGGUGAACUGAGAAAGUGUCUUCUCUAAUAUCUAUCCUAUUUUCCUUGACAACAUUUACUCCCCACUCGUGUCAUUAAUUUUAUAUUAAGUCUGUACAAGUUAAUGAAGAAAUAAAUACAAGUGGAUGCCAUUAAG
Messenger RNA from Lutzomyia longipalpis, 640 nucleotides. RefSeq names its product pupal cuticle protein G1A-like. NCBI's taxonomy places the organism in Eukaryota, Metazoa, Arthropoda, Insecta, Diptera, Psychodidae. The transcript has a single exon. The record is from RefSeq and is a predicted model, not a curated record. Bases 36 to 446 code for a protein of 136 amino acids.